UGUUGAAGCUCCUUUCUGUUGCCGCAAAGUUACAACAAGGACUUAAAUAUGUGGAUGUCAGAGUUCAGUGUUUUUGCUACCGUGGUAUCACCUCUGCGACAUUCUUGGUGUGUACUUAUAUGAGUGUGAGUGAUUAUAACGAAUGAAUGAUAACUAAAUAAUGUAUUCAUAUAUUUUAGUAGCAAUUUGGCGUGAUAUCUGUUGUAUUUUAGUAGUGACAAAUAGGUUUUUAUCAUGGUAUUUACUAUGUGUUGAGUUAUCAAUGCCAUUGCUGUAUUACUUAUUUAAGUACUAGUGUUGCAUCCUUUUUAAAUAUAUGAUACGAUUUGCCUUGCAAGCUACUGAUUACUUGUGAGGAUUAUUUGUCUUAACUUAAACAUUAGGACUGUAUAUUUACUGUGCUUGUGACCUAGUUGCCCCCCAAGUUAAAACAAUCAAGUAAUAUAGUGGGUUUCAUUGGAGAAAACAGUUUAUGACAUAUGAAUAACAGCUUUUGUUUUUUUUGCUGUUAACCAGCGGAUAAUGACACAUCAACCUGAGCAGUGUGGGUGUAGUUCAAGUGAUCAUGUGUUUAUGAGGAGCUGAACUCCCUCACUAGCCCACUGAUGUGAUUCAGGCUCCUCACCAGACCCCAGCCUACCGUCUCUCAGCCCAACACUGAUUGGCUGCUGUUCCCUUCACUUAAGUACUCUCAGCUCAUAGUGACACCUCGCCCCAAAAUACACCCCAAAGACACCUGCUGAGCAGCAACAGAGCACCUGUCAGAAUCUCUGAAAAGAAACUGGAAGUCUGGGCCACGGUUUUGACCUAUUUAUAGUACUACAUAUGUAAACUGGGCUUGAGGCCAAUAGUGUAGAAUUCAUGUAUUUUUUUCACGGUCUUUGGGAGAUUUACAAUAUCCAGUUAACAGCAUAACAUCAAUAAUUAAGUUGUUUAUAAACUAUAAUGAGAACUGUAUACGGGACAUUUUAAAUAUGAGCAAUACAAUGACUGUACCCAUGAUUUCACAAUAAAAUACAGCACGCAGUAUUUCCCCACCACAAAGUUUUUUAAAAAAACCAACAAGAAAUCACUCUUUAAAAUCAAGAACAACUUCACGCUGCUGCUGAUGAACUAUUUGUGCCCUUGUUACAUUACAUUUGUUUUUUCAGACAACUAAAAUCCUGCUCCAAACGUUUAAUCCCACAACACUGAAACCCUUAUUUUUCAUGCUUUCACAGCAGUGUGUGUGCAGGGAUCCCGACCGUGGCAUUGACACGGCAGACUAUGUUGAAACUCUGACACUAUGCAGACACUUGUUGAAGCAUUACUGAUGUUUGAGUUAUGAAACUGUAUCUCUGUGCCUGACAAUGUAAUGCACGACUGUCGAUUCUAUAUUCAAGCGUCCCGCUAAUACUGAAUAAUGAAGCCAGAGAGGUCACCCGUCCCUGACCCCUGUGUCAUCACAAAUCAGUCAGUUGGCCUUCAACCCAACAUGUCUUAGUUGUAUUUUAAUCCUUACUUCAGAUGGAAAACAACCCACACACUGUACCUUUGUCAUUUACCAAGAGUGGAACUUUGUGUCAUGUGGAGUCACAGGAGUAGUCUUACUUUAUUGUUCAAAGAUUUCUCGCUGACUGUAAGCCUUUUCCUACAGCUAAAGUUUCAUGUGAACCUGAGGUUUGUUAGUUUUGAGAUCAUUUAUGUUCGAAUCAGACCAAUGUACACAUGGAUGAAUAUAUUCACUGCCACAGACGUCCCCUGUGGGGGUUUGUGGAUUUAGUUUCAGAGAGAGAGAGUCUGAGGUUGUUGUCUGUGUUGUCAACUCUGGAGCUCUGCGGCGCAGUGAUGGUGAAACACAGCAAUUAGUUUAUUGAGAGAACAAAUAGACACAAACAAAACUUUAUCGGUUUAGGCUUGCAAAACACCACAAAUUCACAUGAAACUAGAUCCAGAAUGCUACAUUUUCAAACAAUACUAAUAAGAGAGAAACACAAAUUGAUGUGUUAGUGGCUUUUCCUAAUUUUAUGUAAACUGAUUAGAAAAGUUAUUUUGAACAACAUAGACCAACAUAGUAGGGAAAUACUAAUUCAAUCUUCUAUCUUGUCUUUUUCAGGCUUUUAAGUCUUUUUAGCAAACACACGUAGAAAAUCCAAUUUUUCUUUACACCAGAAUAUUUAAAUCAUCAUGAUACGAACAAUCCAAAAGAAAAGAGACUCACACAACAAUUACUUCCUUGUUUAUGGACUCCUCACUGUGUGUUCAUAUCCUGCUCAUUAAUAAGUAAAUUCAUGAAUUCAUUAUGAAAGACAAAGAGAAUGCUAAAACUGAGUGCUGCUCAUUUUCAGCCGAAUACAAAGAGGCUGCCUCUUUGUAUUCAGUAUUUUGCUUUCAUGCUCAACAGUGUGCCGUCCCCAAAAAAAAAAACAUUGGCAGUAAUUCUUCAUUUCAAAAUAACACUCAGUUUGUUUCAUGGGAAUAUGUUCUCAGAUCAGCCGCUGAGUGUCACAACUCCAAAGUACAAUCAUUUUAUUGUUAAGCUUUCCUCAGAUCACCUUUUAACUCUGGUUAUCAUCAUUUUCGUUAAAGGCUGGACCCGUCUUUUGGGGACAGCUGUGAGACAGAAUUAAGGAACUCUAAUUGACCCUUCUGCCGUAUCAUGUCAACAACACUCUAACUUUUCUAUGUUUAUGCAAGUGUAGACUCCUUGCUAGCUGACUCUCGUGACAGUUGUUAUGCUGAGAGAAACGUGAACCGUGUCCCAGGAGGAUCUGGUAUGUGGGUGAAGAGGACUCAUGCAGACACGAUCUAAUAUUGACCAGCUGAUAUGGUUAUUUUCUUUCUGAUCCUCCUCUCAGUUUGAAGGCGCUCCCGCUGCUCACAGUGUGGACACACGUACCCUCAGAGAAAUAUUCCUUAUGGGACUGAUUUUAAUAUUUAUUUGUUUUUUUUUGUUUUUUUUUAGCCAGUUGUUCUCACAUAGAGCUGUUUUACAAGUUUUUAGCUCUCUGGUGGUUUGUCGGUUCAGCUGGUCCACCACUUUGGUCCAGACUGAAAUACUAUUAGCAACCUUUGGAUGAGACAUUCAUGACUGACUGGACUGACUUUUCCUCUAGCUCCGACAGCAGGUCUUCAUUUAUCCUGUGAAUCUUCUCAACAUCUGUCAGAACAGGUUGCCACCAAUUUUUGCACAGACAUUCGUGGUUCCCAGACGAUGAACCCCUUUGACUUUUCCUCUGGUGCCGAGGUUCACAUUAAUGCUUUUAGGUAAAAUGUUUCAACAACUAUUUUAUAGAUGUUCGAUGACAUGAAAUUUGGUGCAGACAUUUAUGUCCUUCACAGGAUGAAUUAUAAUCACUUUGGGGAUACCUUAGCUUUACAUAUACAGUAGUGUCAUCAUUAUAGUGAAAAUUCAAUCCAGUGCUGCUGUUGACCAGAAUUCCUGCAAAACUAAUCAGCCUUAGCCGUACUUUGUGUUUCUGGCAAACAAAUGCUGGCAUGACACAUGCAUAUGCUAAACUAAGAUGGUAAAGAUGGUGACCAAUAGACCUGGGAAACAUCGGCAUAUUAACAUUGUCACUGUGAGCAUUGUCCCCAAAACAGGGCUGUGCAAAGUCACAGAGAUGCUAGUGUGGCUAACAUUUCCUCUCGCACCCUUGUUAGGUCAAAAUCUUUCUUAUCACCAAAUACCUUUAAAACUAAUGUCAUUCCCAUCAACCUCAGCUGUACUCUGUCAUUUGUUUAGUACUACUUAGCAAAUGCCUGCUAUUUUUGCGCCUAAAUUGGGAUGUUUAACGUGAUAAACAUGUGCUUAACAUCAGUAUGUUGGCAUUGCCAGUUAGAGCAUGUUAGCAUGCUGGUGCUGGCAUUUAGCUCAAAGCACUGCUGGACUUGGUUGGCAGCUAGCAUGGUUGUAGACUCUUUACUCUCUUUCCACUCCCACGUUGCUAAUUCAGCUGCUUUUAUAAUAUCUGUGAUGUGUUGAAAUGCUUGCAACAAAAUACAUCAGCAUGGUUGCUAGCCAGUCGGCAUGCAGAGCUUUGACCAUCUGAUGAAGGGGAUGUCAACCAGAUUUUCUGCAGGAGACAGUGAAAACAAAAACACGAUUCAGUUCUAAGAAUCAUGCCCAACCCUCCGUUCACACCCUUAAAUAAAGAGGUUUUCAGGAGCGAAAGUGUGAAUGUGCCUCUGUUUAAACAAGCUGUGAAUUGGCCAACCCUUUCAGGCUUGUCCUCACUUGCUCUGUUAGAUAUUAAAACGAAGCAGGUAAGAAAACAAGAAUGUGGAUUUGGCUGGAGAAGCAACAAUAAGAUGAAGCUGCGGGUUGAGACUUAGGCAGUUAAAGUUCUUUGGGCAGUUUAGCGUGGUCAGUGACCUGCACAUUAAUCUGGUCCAUGUACUCCGCCUGUGGGAAUGCCUUGCAUGUGGUAACAGCUUGGAAAAACAUGGUUGUUAUGGAUGAAGGGGUCGUAGGGCGAUUUCUUUGUGUUCGACCCUGAUGGGGAGAGAUCCACGGCUGCACUCACAGUUUGUAGUCGGGGGGGAGGGAGCUGAGAGCAGUUUCUGUUGUGCUGUAGCUUCGGGGGCCCUCUGAGGAAGUUUGUUAGCCAACUGGCACCGACAGUAUGAGGACUGUGAUUUAAAGGAAAGUUAAAGGAACUUUGCCAACUGUGUCUUGACAAAUCUUCGUAGGUGAGCAGAAGAGACUAAAUCCUGAAGAAUAAUUCAACCAGAGUGAGAGUUUGCUUAGACUUUUCCUUUGAAACGUCCUGAAAGAGAAAGAUGCUCUGUGAGAGGCCCCAUUCAUCCCUGCAAAAGAAGCAAUGAGGCAUAGCUGAAUGUGCUUUAUUAACACUUAACUUACUAUGACAAAAUCAUGCAACUACAGCUUAAGUAACCACAUUUUACCGCUAAAAGCUUUUGACAAAUUUUACACCUCUUAAGCAAAAUGUUAAUUUGCAAACCGUCCCACCAGUUUUAAGCAUUUGCAUAUAGUUUCAUACAACUUUACAAAAUAAAUAAUUGUCGAAAUAUUCAUAAAAAUCAGUACAUUUUACAUAAUUUUACAUUUGACUUGUCCACGCCACAGUAUUGGAUUGCACCCUGAGUCGUCUGUGGGUCUGUCAUGUUUGAACUAGUGUGUAAACACUCCUCGCUUGUCCUUUCACCUUCAACCCUGCCGUCCAAAAUCAUCCUUAGUUUUAGAUUAGAGCUGCAGCUGGCAACUUAAUUCAUUCUCGAAUAUUUUGCAGGUUGUUUUGUAUGAUUAACCCUCUAAAUGUUUGGUCUAUAUAAUGUCAGAGAAAAGUCAAAAAUGCUCAUCAUCUAUGUUCAUUGACUAAUAGAUGAAUUGACUAAUCAUCUCAGCUCUACUUUAGUCCUUAUUUAAUUAAGAUGUAAACAAAACCAGCUCAUGGAAAAGUGGCCUUGUACUUGUAAAUUCAAAUUAAUUGUAUCUUGUGCAAGUGUUUGCUUUUUUAAUUGAUCAUAAAAUGUUUCUGUUUUUUUAACAAGUUAUAGGAAAUGUACCAAACAGCAGUAGCCUACAUACAGUAGUUUGUUUUCCUUUCUGUGUCUCACUGAUACCACAUGACUGGGCGUUAACUUACUGUCGACUCUCAACUUUAACCUGUGUUGCGUGUCCACCAUGCCUCCUGCUUUGAUCUUUUAUUUUAUCCUAUAACUUGCCCUGAUCCUUUCAGUGCUGACAACAAAUAAUGAUAAUACCUCUGUUCGGAGGCUCUGCAUUUCUUUUAGCUUCUUGAUUCAAUUUCCAUGUGAUGGUAAUACCUAGGGAGAACUACUAUGAAUGGUAUAGCCAGGCAAAUACUGUCUGUUGGCCUGCUACUGUCCCAAGAGUGAUAUAAAUCUACAAAUGAUCAUGGCUAAUUCACAUCUCAGCAUUCGAUUUCUCUCAGCUUUAUUCUUUAAGUACGUUUUUCAUUUUCAUAAAGUCUAGGCUCUAAGAACAUGCACAGAGAAACAUUGCUUUGUUGAAACAAGUCACUUUUUAACACAAUCCACGGCAGCUUCACUCAGCACACUGAAACCUUUCGCACAGGUUUGUAUAUGAAACACAGCCUUGGGUUUAGGGUAUAAGCAGCAUUGUUGUGACUGUAUAUGUGAGGUCGGCUUGACAAAUACAGUCAACAAGGUUUUGUUUUUUUUGGGGGGGGGGAUGUUGUAGGAGAGUUGGUCAUUUUAAAAAGCAACAUCCACUACCAGGAAACGUCACUCUCUGACCCUUGAUGUAUUUAAACUACUUUGGUUUAUGACCAAAUACCUGCAACACUAUCAGCCUCAGCUGCACUGUUUGCUAAUCAGCCUAUGUUAGCAUGCUUAAGCUGACGUACAUGGUAAACAUUAAUCCUGUUUAACAUCAGCAUGCUUGCAUUGUCAUUGUGAGCAUGAUAGCAUUUAGCACAAAGCAACACUGUGGCUAAUCCUUACAGAGGUGCUAGCAUAGCCUUGUCAACCUUACAGAUGGAGACAAAAGAUUAGGAUUUACCUACAAACUUCCCCAGAGAAAUGAUGACGUUACGUUUAGAAAUGGUUUUAGAAACCUUAUGUCCUUUUGUAUGUCGACACAAUAAAAUGGCUCAAACCCAAGACAAACUGCCCUUGCUGAUGACACAAUGUCAAACUGAAUCAAAGUUUGUUUUUACAGUAAACUUCCUGUUCGUUUUGUGUGUGUGUGUGUGUUUGUGUGCUCCAGGGCUGCUGGACAAUGAGGACGUACGCGUGAUGAUGCAGGGCUGCAACAUGGUGAAAGUUCGCUCUUCGAGGUGGCAGAAGAGCCGGAACCUGCGGCUGCUGGAUGACGGACUCACUGUGUGGUGUGAAUCCACCAAGAGCUCCCGCAAAGCCAAAGCCCAGCAGACAUUCGCAGUGACAGAAGUGGAGUGCGUGCGCGAAGGCUGCCAGUCCGAGGUGCUGAGGCGGCUGAGCGGGUCGGUGCCGGAGAGCAAGUGCUUCACAGUGGUCUUCAGAGGCGCCAGGAAAAGCCUGGACCUGCUGUGCCCCUGUGAGGAUGAUGCUCAGCGCUGGGUGCGAGGCCUCCGCACUUUAAAGGAGCACGUGGCCGACAUGACUCAGAAGCAAAAACUGGACCAUUGGAUCCGAGGCUACCUGAGGCGAGCGGAUCAGAACCAGGACGGCAAGAUGAGCUACGAGGAGGUCAAACGGCUGCUCCAGAUGAUCAACAUUGACCUGAGCGAGCAGUAUGCCCGCUGUUUAUUCAAGAGGUGUGACAGAUCCUGUGAUGGUCGUCUAGAUCAUAUCGAGAUUGAGGAGUUCUGCAGGGAGCUUCUGCGACGGCCCGAGCUGGACGCAGUCUUCAGACACUAUUCAAGUAAUGGUUGUGUGCUCGCCACUGCUGAGCUGCGGGACUUCCUGGGAGACCAAGGAGAAGAUGCCUCGUUGAAUCAUGCUCAGAGCCUCACGCUCACCUACGAGCUCAAUGACUGGGCUCAGAAGAACCACUUCAUGACCCAGAAUGGUUUCACCAUGUACAUGCUGUCCCGGGAGAACGAUGUGGUUAAUCCUGACCAUGCCAGAGUCUACCAGGACAUGAGCCGCCCUCUGGCCCACUACUUCAUCUCCUCGUCGCACAACACUUACCUGACCAAGGACCAAGUCACCGGCGCCAGCAGCACUGAGCCGUACAUCAGGGCUCUGAAUCAGGGCUGUCGCUGCGUGGAGCUGGACUGCUGGGAUGGAGAUAAAGGUGAACCUGUCAUCUACCAUGGCCACACUCUCACCUCCAAAGUGCCUUUCAAGGAGGUCAUUGAAACCAUCGUCCAGUACGCCUUUAAGGCGUCACCAUAUCCUCUAAUCCUGUCCCUGGAGAACCACUGUUCUGUGGAGCAGCAGGCCGUCAUGGCCACGCACCUCCGCACCAUCCUGGGCAGCAAACUGCUCACCAAGCCGCUCAGUGACCAGCCGCCGAAGGAUCUGCCUUCUCCUGAGGAGCUGAAGGGGCGUAUUCUGGUGAAAGGGAAGAAGCUGAUUCCUCACUUGGGCCAGCUGGGCAAGGGCGGCAGCUGUGCCAGCUUCUCCUCAAGCUCUGAAGAUGAACCAGCAAGCGGCAAUAAGAACACCCCCAAGAAGGAUCCUGCAAAGGUCUGUUCUAAACUGAGCCCAGAGCUAUCAGAGCUGGUGGUGUACUGCAGAAGUGUCCCCUUCCGUGGCUUUGAAAAUGUGUCUGAAAAACCUUCAAAUGAAAUGUCCUCCUUCUCUGAAAGUGAUGCCCUCAGGCUCAUCAAAGACUCGGGAAAGCUUUUUGUGAGACACAACAGCAGGCAGCUGAGCCGGAUCUACCCCUCCGGCCAGCGCCUCCAAUCAUCCAACUAUGAUCCUCAGGAAAUGUGGAAUGGUGGCUGCCAGAUGGUGGCUCUGAACUACCAGACCUCUGGGGAGCAGAUGGACCUGAACCAGGGUCGCUUCCUCCCCAAUGGUCGCUGUGGGUAUGUUCUUAAACCGGGCUUCCUGUGCAGCCCAACUUCCGACUUUAACCCAGAGAUCACGGGUGGAGGCCCAGGUCACAUCCCCACCCAGCUGUCUAUACGAAUAAUAUCUGCGCAGCAGCUGCCAAAAAUCAACACGGAGAAGGCCAGCUCCAUUGUGGACCCACAAGUGUGGGUUGAAAUUCAUGGGGUGGCUAUUGAUAAUGCAAGAGACAAAACCCACCGCAUUGACAACAAUGGCUUCAACCCACGAUGGGACUGCACUCUGAGCUUCCAGCUGCAGGUCCCUGAACUGGCUCUUGUGCGGUUUGUUGUGGAGGACCAUGAUCACACUGCCAAAAAUGACUUCGUGGGGCAGUUCACUUUACCUUUCAUAAGCCUACGAACAGGUUAUCGACAUGUUCAUUUAUUGAAGGCAGAUGGUUCCAGUCUGUCCCCCGCCACCCUCUUCAUCCAUGUUAAAGUGACCCGCAAAGGAGUUCCCGUCAAAACUGUGUCCGAGCGUAUGGCCAUUGCCAAAGGCAAGGCAUGACGUGCAUCUGAACUAGAUGGAAAGCUGCAUUUUCUGUCAACAAAGGGCUUUGGAAAAGGAGCUCUGAAUGUGAGCAGAGACAGACUGCUGUUGUUGCUGCCAGCCGAUCUCCCAGUCCAGACCUCAAGUGGUCCAAUUUACACGAAGCCACUUCCCACUACACGAGGAGAGAUGUUGUUUUUCAGAGAUGAGGAAGCGCGCUAGCUCUUAGCAAAUGAAUUGCCUCAGGAUAAUGAGUCCAUGAUACACUGUGGGAGAGUCUGGUCUUGUCAGUGCUGAGUGCUCUGGAAACAGGGCACAGAGGAUUGUGGUUCAUGAAAAACACCAAUAUGGGACUCGUUACAAAAUUAAUUUUAGUGUUGUUUACUCUCAUGUGUAGGUGGCUAGCCAACAAUCUGUUGGACUGAAGAUGAGUUAAUUCAUCCUUUUAUAUUUUAGAAGUAUUUUAACAUUUUUACACGUCAGUAUUUGACUUAAACUUAAAGAAUGAGGAUAUUUUAACAAGAAACAACAUUUACUAAACUGAUACUGUCUCAUUCAGUAAGUGUUAUAAGUGGGAAUCCAAGCAUGUGAUUGAAAUGAAAAAUAUUACUGUUUUAUUAAUUAUUGUUUCAACACUAAUCGUGAUGUAAUACAGAUUUAAUAGUGUUUCAGAGAUUGUCAUAGGUUGUUUUAUGCAUGAAGGAUGAACAAAUGAUACAAUUGUUUAUUCAUUUAGUCUUACUUUAUACUUCAGAUACUUGGCACUUUUAAUUUUAUGACAAUAUAUUUCUACAACUUAAAAAUGAACUUGAAAUAUAAACAGUAUUAACUUUAACUUAACAUUAUUACAAAUGUCACUUGUUGUAUUUGCUCCAGCAUCAUUUCACACGCGUUAAAAUAAGUGUUUAUAUGUUAGCGAUAUUAGCUUGAAGCCUCCUUUGCCUCUUUUCUAAUAACAUCCCUGCAUAAUUAUUUGUGUAGCCAAUUAUCAUCCCGACAAUCAUAUCUCAAAAUUGUGGUUGAACACUAAUUGCAACAAUCUGACACAUCCACCGAUUACUUUAGGCUACAGUGAAUCAUUUAAUGCUCUUAUAAGGAGCUUCCCUGAUAAUAAGAUGGGGCAGUAAUGAAAGGUGCUGCACAUGGAUUACUGUAAUAACAGCAUAUAUGAUUCGGAUGGAUUUCAACAUGGAACAAAUGGUGCAGUAUGACUUUGCAGUGUUAAAAUGUAAAGCCUCUGUUGUGUGAAUGGCAGUUGGUAUUAUGUCUGCAAGAGAAAAUACUGUUUUCAUAAAAGCACUAAUAACACA
This is a messenger RNA of Anarrhichthys ocellatus (wolf-eel), 10268 nucleotides long. It is a transcript of the gene plcd3a, whose product is annotated as phospholipase C, delta 3a. The transcript is spliced from 14 exons. Gene Ontology annotation, biological process: lipid metabolic process; intracellular signal transduction. Bases 6508 to 8976 code for a protein of 822 amino acids. The record is from RefSeq and is a predicted model, not a curated record. NCBI's taxonomy places the organism in Eukaryota, Metazoa, Chordata, Actinopteri, Perciformes, Anarhichadidae. Gene Ontology annotation, molecular function: phosphatidylinositol-4,5-bisphosphate phospholipase C activity; calcium ion binding. Gene Ontology annotation, cellular component: plasma membrane.